AUGGCUGCCGCAGAGCAUCCUGUACUAUCAAACGUAACUUUCAUUGAUCCAACACCAUCGCCAGAUGACAUUCCCAAAGUAGACGAAGUUGGAGCGACCUCAGCUCCGUUGAAAUCAGUGGCAUUUUUUAUUGAAGGUAGAAAAGUUACUAGAUGCGCUAUCGACUUAAUUCGCAAGGUGCGUGAACAUUGUGAUCAAGAGUUUGAAGCUCAUUGGCAAUGCUUAGAUAGAAACAACCAAGAAUAUCGACAUUGUAGAGGAUUAGAACGAAAGUUUAAUUCAUGUGUUUUUAAUGCCCUGAAAAAAGUUAUUCCUGGGUCUCCUUCGAACCAACCUCAAAUUCAUCUUAAAGAAAACCCCUUAUAUAAGGAACGUCCACGUUGGUAA
Molecule: messenger RNA, 387 nt
Organism: Dentiscutata erythropus
Lineage: Eukaryota; Fungi; Glomeromycota; Glomeromycetes; Diversisporales; Gigasporaceae
Source: the annotation of a GenBank genome assembly